AUGGGACGCGGUAAGUCGUGGUCCCGCGAGGAGUCACAAGCUGUCGCAAACGCAUGGAUACAUGCUUCGGAGCACACCUCGUCCACCCGCGAGCAAAGCAGUAAGGCCUUCGUCAAUGACCUUUACCGGCGCUUCACCGAACUCGCACCCUCAGAUCCAGACGUCCUCGAAGGGAGAUGGACCUCCCGCUCUCAGACGGCUGUAAAGACGCAGUUUGAUGCCAUUAGCGAAGAUGUCAACAACUUUAACAUAGCUCUUUCCGAUGUUGCGGAACAAGCUUUGCGCCAGGGUAUCACAUCUCGUGAUUUAAUUCUUCGAGCAACCGUCGGUAAACAUCUCCAGGCAAUUUCUGGAAACCUAGACUUUGACAGUGUCAAGUCCGAAGUAACCGAAUGGAAGCUGUUUGAAGCUUGGCGUGUGCUCAGUAGCUGCAAGCGGUUUGCCCCGGCCAACUGGCCCAUACCAACAAGCCCUAAUGAAGGCCAUGUCGAAGAAACCGACGUAAAACCUAGCCCUCAACCCCAGUCCAGGGGAAUGGACUGCGGCAACUCGGGAUACAGUAUUCCGAGCCCUCGCAACCUUCAGUCAGGGGGCACCCCGAUGCGCACCCUGGCAUCCGCUGCGCUCUCAAUGAAUCCUGUCGGGAACGGAAUGUCAUCAAUUACGCCACUGUCCCAAGCGGCUCCUAAUACCCACCGUGCCGAGAAAAGGAGUUCCCAACAACCUGGCGGCCGUAGAGGCUUCGCCGGUCGAACGUUGGGAAAGAGACGCGCUGAACAAGAGUUUAGAGGUCAGAGAGUAUCGAAAAAUCACAGAGCAGAAAAGUUUGAGAUACUAUCGCCAAACUGCGGGACACUUGAACUUGUUGCACAGGCCAUUUCCACUCUAGGGGAUGCCCUCAGCGAACACAAUGCAAUCACUCUAUUUUCAAGACCAGAAAUGCAAGGCCGUUCUGAACAACAAGAAUUCUUCAAUGCCCUUGCGGACAAGCAUGUGGCAAAGGCAAAGAUAGAUCGAGAUAGACUCGUGAACGAAGUACGACAAAAACGUGACAAUAACAAACAUGAGUCACAAUCGUAUCCGGAAUGAGACGCCAUCAUCAAGGCCAAAGUGAAAAAAAAAAGUCUCCUCUGCGUUUUUGUGACAACUCCAAAGAAACAUUACAUCAGACAGGGCAGCGGGCGGUGAAAGUAGACGGCGAAGGGCUUUGAGUGUGGUUCACUAAACAAGCUAGUCCGACCUGAUGGCUACGACUUUGUUUCCGAGGCGAUGAGCUCAUCUACCAAUCCCUCGCAGGCACCUUCAAUCAAAUCUAAGGCUAGUUCAAAGCCCUUUUCCCCCGACCAGUAGGGGUCUGGAACAGCACGUCCACGGAAAUUGUCGUCAGGACUGAACCGAGACAUGAGGGCCACCCUCGCCGGCGCAUCUUCAGCAACGUUCCAAUGUUGCUUCGCGGUGUUGAUCGAUUCGAUAUUGCUUUCAUCCAUGGCAAUGAUAAGGUCAAAGUGAUAGAAAUCGGCUCUACACAAGGGACGAGAUUUGCUGAGUAGGUCCAGACCGCGUUUCCUGGCAGCAGCACGCAUGCGAGGAUCUGCCUCGUCGCCUUGAUGAUACGAAAAACCGUCUUCUAGAUACCAAUUUGGGGAACCACCUCCUGUGCCACAAGAAUCGACGAAAAAGCUUUCGUCGAGCCCGCGACGGGAGACGACAUUCUUCAUAACUGCUUCUGCGGCGGGAGAGCGACAAAUAUUGCCAAGGCAAAGCAUGAGAACCUUGUGGUUUUCGACGUUAGACGUCAUGGUGAAACGAGGUAGGCGGGUUGGAGAGCAAGACGCAGGGAAACGCCGAGAAUGAGAAAAGCUGAGGGAAGGUAGGGCGAUAAAAGCGUUGGUCAUUUUGGCUUGUAGAUGAGGAUGAGGGCUUGCAACGGGCAGGGCUCGGACCAAAUGGAGAUCAACCGCAGUACUGUACAGCAGUGGUUCUCGAAGGGUCAUGGGAUGGACUGUCUCCAUGUUACGUGUAGAGCAAAUCGGAGGGCAACAAGUCGUGGGUGCAGACGUUUAAAGUUUAACGGUAUGAUACCGUCACAUACCGUAUACUGUACUGCACAGUUUAAACUUUAAACUGUGCAGUAUACGGUAUGUUUGGCCAACCACCAAACAGUUUGCUCCAUGGCGGGAUGCUGUCUAUCCAAUCAGCUUUGAUUAUGUUCGAAUUCAGAUACCUUUGUAAACGUCUAAACUUCUGU
Molecule: messenger RNA, 2248 nt
Organism: Chondrus crispus (carragheen)
Lineage: Eukaryota; Rhodophyta; Florideophyceae; Gigartinales; Gigartinaceae
Exons: 2
Coding region: 1-1089 (362 amino acids)
Source: RefSeq, a predicted model, not a curated record